AUGGCGACUGAGGCACACCAGGAGGAGACUACCCUAAAGUCUACAGGGGAAGAGAUGCCUAGUCGGAGUAACCUUGCCGACCUGAAAGAGGCUCUAGAAGAGAGUCGCCUCCCGCAGCUUGUCCAGGGAUCGGGGAAGGAGGUACCUGUAAGCCCCACGCUGGCUGGUGCGGUGGGGGCAGCCGGAGAUCCUACUCCACCGCCCAGAAGAAGCGAGCCACCCAAGAAGAGUGAGAAGGCCAACUCUUUCAAUCCCAUAGUACCCUGGAGGGCGACAGCUCACGACACCGAUGCAUGGGAGUACCGAAAGGCCGUCGAUGAUUGGGUCCUCCGCCUGAUUGACCGCCUGUUGCCUCUCGACCCGAUACUGGAGCGCAGAAGAGGAACCGUAUUAGAGUUCGACAUCGGAAAAGGUACAGGGUACAUCCAAGAUGACAGAUUGGGGAACGGAGCUAUUUGUCAGUCGACGAUCAGUCAAGAGGCCGUAUCUGCCCCAGGCCAGGCACAAUCUUUGCAAAGGAAAGCAGGUGCAAUACACCCCUAUGCGGUCCCUGAAAGAUUUGCCGCAGGGGUAACUCUUACACGGGAAGAUACAGACCCAUCUAUUCAUGAAAGCCUUGGUAUAGAAAACACCUUGUGGGCAAGCACAGUGGUUGCAUCUGGCACUGUAAUAGGUGUUGUAAUUUAUACCGGAAAGGAGACAAGAAGCGUAAUGAAUACAUCUAAUCCAAAAAACAAGGUGGGCCUCCUGGAUCUGGAACUGAACCAGUUGACGAAGGCGUUAUUUCUGGCUCUGGUGGCACUCUCUGUAGUAAUGGUCACCUUGCAGGGGUUUGUUGGCCCAUGGUAUCGCUACCUCUUCCGGUUCCUCUUGUUAUUUUCCUACAUUAUUCCGAUAAGUUUGCGAGUAAACUUGGACAUGGGGAAAGCUGCAUAUGGCUGGAUGAUCAUGAGAGAUGAGAACAUACCGGGCACAGUGGUGAGAACCAGCACCAUUCCUGAAGAGCUGGGACGUUUAGUCUAUUUACUUACCGACAAAACAGGAACACUUACCCAAAACGAAAUGGUCUUCAAGCGUCUUCACCUUGGCACAGUGUCCUAUGGUACAGAUACAAUGGAUGAAAUCCAGAGCCAUGUAGCGAGCUCCUACUCACUGGUGCCGCCCCAAACAAAUAAUAACAAUACCAGUGCAACUCCUUCAAAAAAAGUCCAAUCUUCAGCACCUAAAGUCCGUAAGACUGUGAGCAGCAGGGUCCAUGAGGCAGUGAAAGCAAUUGCCUUGUGCCAUAAUGUUACUCCUGUCUAUGAAUCUCGUGCUGGUGUGAAUGGAGAGGCAGAGGGAGCUGAAGUGGAUCAGGACUUCAGUGAUGAAAACCGCACCUACCAAGCCUCAAGCCCUGAUGAGGUUGCACUCGUGCGGUGGACAGAAAGUGUUGGUCUCACUCUUGUUAACAGAGAUCUGACAUCCAUGCAACUUAAAACCCCCAGUGGACAGAUUUUGACAUUCUUUAUUCUCCAAAUCUUUCCCUUUACUUCUGAAAGCAAACGGAUGGGCAUCAUAGUCAGAGAGGAAUCAUCAGGAGACAUCACAUUCUAUAUGAAAGGUGCUGAUGUUGCCAUGGCUAGCAUUGUACAGUAUAAUGACUGGUUGGAAGAAGAGUGUGGAAACAUGGCGAGAGAAGGACUGAGAACUCUGGUUGUUUCCAAAAAAUCUUUAACCGAGGAACAGUAUCAAGAUUUUGAGAAUCGGUACAACCAAGCCAAGCUAAGUAUACACGACAGAGCUCUAAAGGUGGCAGCGGUGGUAGAGAGCUUGGAAAGGGAAAUGGAGUUACUAUGCUUAACUGGUGUGGAGGAUCAGCUACAGGCCGAUGUCCGGCCCACCCUGGAGAUGUUAAGAAAUGCUGGGAUAAAGAUAUGGAUGCUUACUGGAGACAAGCUGGAAACAGCAACAUGUAUAGCAAAGAGUUCUCAUCUAGUAUCACGCAACCAGGACAUUCACAUUUUCAGACCAGUGAGUAGUCGAAGUGAAGCUCACUUAGAACUAAACGCUUUCAGAAGGAAACACGAUUGUGCCUUAGUGAUUGCUGGAGAUUCCCUUGAGGUGUGUUUGAAGUAUUAUGAGCAUGAAUUUGUGGAACUUGCCUGCCAGUGCCCUGCCGUAGUGUGCUGCCGGUGUUCACCAACACAGAAAGCUCAGAUUGUGAAGCUCCUACAGCAGCAUACAGGAAGACGCACCUGUGCCAUAGGUGAUGGAGGUAAUGAUGUGAGCAUGAUCCAAGCAGCUGACUGUGGCAUUGGCAUAGAGGGAAAGGAGGGGAAACAAGCUUCCCUUGCAGCUGAUUUUUCUAUAACCCAGUUUAAACACAUUGGCAGAUUACUAAUGGUGCAUGGUCGAAACAGCUAUAAAAGAUCAGCAGCACUGGGUCAAUUUGUCAUCCACAGAGGCCUUGUUAUCUCCACUAUGCAGGCUGUGUUUUCCUCAGUCUUCUAUUUCGCAUCUGUUCCUUUGUACCAGGGAUUCCUAAUGGUAGGGUAUGCAACCAUCUACACAAUGUUUCCGGUUUUUUCAUUAGUACUGGAUCAAGAUGUGAAGCCUGAAAUGGCUCUGCUGUACCCAGAGCUUUAUAAAGACCUCACAAAGGGAAGAUCUUUGUCUUUUAAAACCUUCCUCAUCUGGGUUUUAAUCAGCAUAUACCAAGGUGGCAUAUUAAUGUACGGAGCUCUCCUGCUCUUCGAGUCUGAGUUUGUCCAUGUGGUUGCCAUCUCCUUCACUGCCUUGAUUUUGACAGAAUUGCUAAUGGUUGCAUUAACUAUAAGGACAUGGCACUGGCUAAUGGUUGUGGCUGAGUUUUUCAGCCUUGGCUGCUACAUGGCUUCACUUGCUUUUCUUAAUGAGUAUUUUGAUGUUGCUUUUAUUACAACACUAGCCUUCCUGUGGAAAGUGUCGGCCAUCACCGUUGUCAGCUGUCUACCCCUCUAUAUUUUGAAGUACUUGAAGCGCAAAUUCUCUCCUCCAAGUUACUCCAAGCUUUCGUCCUAGCUCAGGACCUAUGGCACUGCAGGUAUAAGAUGCCUCACGUUGCCUCGCUGCGUUCUAGUGACUUCAGCCUUAUGAAUGAAAUAGCGACAGGGGGCCAAAGAGGAGAAGAGCACAAGACGAAGGCUUUUAUACAAUACCGAAUGAGAGGACGGCGUUAUAACUGAUACAAGUCAGUAAGAAAGAGAAUGUCCGACCUGCUUUAUAUUCUACCAUUGUUUUACUAAGCAUGGGACCCUGACAUUUUUGGUCACUAUUUAGUUUUUAUCCCAUAAUCCUUUAUUCAUCCUUAUAAUUUCCUUGUAUGCUGCUAAUUUAUUUCUGAUCAUGCACUAGAGGCCGUGUAUAUACAAUGUAAUAGAAUUACUCCUAUGUUACAUCAUGCGUCACAUGGGAAACCCUGAUUUACUACGCUUGAAAGGGUUUCUUAGUAGAUACAGCCUUUCCUUCAUAUACCGUAAUAUGCAGCAUAGUAUAGGAAGCAGUGGAAUGGAGGUACUUUAUUAUGUAUCUCAGACAUCUUAUUAGGAAAAUGAUAGGCUGUGGUCUGAGGAGUACAGUGUUAGAACAGUGCCCUUAACCAGGCCCCAUUGUUCCCAUAUAAAAUCUGUUUGAAUUGUUGAAAGGGUUUGUUAGGAUUUUUCUAAACAAUACUCCAAUACCAGAACACUGCUCUAGCUUCCUGACAUAUACUAUGACAAACUGAAAUCCAAUGGAGCUAUUCUAUAUGUUAAACAUUGUCAUGCACUACAUUGGCAGACUGAAAGUGCUACAGACUAUACCAAUCUGUUAUACACCCCAGGUAGCCAGGUAAUCUAUCCAUAUGGAACUCCUUACAGUUAUCUCUGGUAUUACUAAAGCAGGCCUUCCACAAAUCUACAGUUUUAGGGGACCAUCUUUGUAUUGUUAUAUACAUUUCUGCUAAAUAUGUUGGUAGAUGACAUCAUUUCUAGUGGCAACUGAGAAAUCUUAAAAGGGUUUUUUGGAGCCUGCUUGCCUGCCCCUAUAUUACCGUCUGUAAGGUUGUGCUGUGAUUACUUGCAGUCUUCAUACACAGCAGAGAUCUGCUACUGACACAUUGUAGUGCUGUUCCACUACUCAUUGGAGACUGCAUCUGCUGCCCAGCAUGUAAAACACAAUCCCUCCUGAGAUAGGGGUGGAUGGCUUCUGAGCGUGGAGCAGCGAAGAAAAGAGGCAUGUGACAUCCUUUUCUACAGGGAGGGAGAGCAGGGCGAUAAUCACAUGUUCAGAUUGUCACAAAAGCAGCAUGUGGGACUGGCUCAGAGAGGCAUCCUAGCUACAUUUGACUUGGUGACUAAUCUUUCUUCAUGUAUUUUAUUGAAAAGAUCAGAAAACCUCAUUAACUUAGAUCAUUAAAGGGGUUUUUAACUAAUUCUCAGUCAUCUUAUGAGCUUCACCCUGUCAGAGUUUUGCCGUAUAACUUAAACAUCUCUGUUCUUACAGUCAAGACUAAGGGCAUGGUUAGAAGGACUUUUAGCCCAUACUCCAGAGCACUGUUUGGACAGGAAGUGUAUUAGGAAGUGUUAACAUAUUUUUCCCCCAGUUGAGGGCAAUUUAACUUUUGGUUAUAAUUCCUUGAAAUUGAAAGUUUUUCUCUCCUGAUAUGCAAAUAGAUAGGAUCAUGGACAUUCUUGAGCUGAUACCGCUGCCGAUUUUUGUAAUGAAGGGACCAUGACCUUUGACGUAACUGAGAGAUCUCCGUAUCUCCGUGUUAGGUAGAUGGCACUCCUAUUUAAAGAAUUGUGACUCUGUAGCCCCUUUAUUACAGUAAUCAGCGGGGCAGUAGCUAUAGGUACUGGUUUAAUACCCACUCAGUUUUCUGUUAAGCAGACCACUAGAAAAUGUGAUUGACACAGUGCACUGCCCGACACCAUACAUAGCCCAUACAUUAUACACACAAACAUACACCAUCUGACUAUACAUGCAUACUCACUGUAUGUAUAGUUAGACUGGCAGAAGUCAAAAUGACCCCUACGUUGUGUCCCAAACAGUAUUAGGGGACAGUUCCUUGCAGAAGUUCCAAACAAUUAAAGUUGAGUUAGUUCUUAGUACUUAUUCCACCCUUGCUGCCCCUUGAUAACAUUCAUCUGCCCAUUCGUGAGUAUGCACUAAUAGGUUUUCUAUAGAGAUUGUCAGGAUUAUGAUGACAUAACAUAAUACAAUAUCCACAGUCCAGAGCUGUACAUUCCUCAUCAUACAUUGGGUUUGUCACAAUGUUAAUUUACUUGCCUUGUAAUUUGCUUACUUUGGUUACUCAGGUAAAGAAAUAAUGUAAUGUUCUAUUUAUUAUUGUUAGGUUGGAGAACUCCUUUAUCUUCCGUUGGUUAUUGCUUAUUUCUAUCUUGAAUUUCUGUACUGUUCUGUAUUAUGGCAGGGUAUCAGACCACAAUGAGCUGUGGCACUUGUACACAUAAGACCAUCUUUUCAUUGUGCUAAAUUCUUAGAUUUGGCAUUCUGAUUAAAGAUGAGCGAAUCGAAUGCCACGAAGUGGAAUUUGAUCCGAAUUUCAGGAUAAAUUUGAUUCGCCUCGAAGCUGAAUUUCCUAGUGCUUCGUGUCAGCGAAUCGAUUUAACCUG
Bufo bufo (common toad) is the source of this 5636-nucleotide messenger RNA. It is a transcript of the gene ATP9B, whose product is annotated as ATPase phospholipid transporting 9B (putative). Lineage: Eukaryota; Metazoa; Chordata; Amphibia; Anura; Bufonidae. Gene Ontology annotation, molecular function: ATPase-coupled intramembrane lipid carrier activity; magnesium ion binding; ATP binding. The record is from RefSeq and is a predicted model, not a curated record. Gene Ontology annotation, cellular component: plasma membrane; trans-Golgi network; endosome. The transcript has 23 exons. Gene Ontology annotation, biological process: phospholipid translocation; endocytosis; retrograde vesicle-mediated transport, Golgi to endoplasmic reticulum. The coding region runs from base 1 to 3042 and encodes 1013 amino acids.